This is a messenger RNA of Ctenopharyngodon idella (grass carp), 1634 nucleotides long. RefSeq names its product natriuretic peptide A (gene nppa). The transcript has 2 exons. NCBI's taxonomy places the organism in Eukaryota, Metazoa, Chordata, Actinopteri, Cypriniformes, Xenocyprididae. Gene Ontology annotation, biological process: cGMP biosynthetic process; negative regulation of systemic arterial blood pressure; neuropeptide signaling pathway. Bases 70 to 489 code for a protein of 139 amino acids. Gene Ontology annotation, cellular component: cytoplasm; nucleus; extracellular region. The record is from RefSeq and is a predicted model, not a curated record. Gene Ontology annotation, molecular function: hormone activity; hormone receptor binding.
AUAUAUAACAGCGAAGCAGGCAGACGGCCAGUUCAGAGGGAAAGAAACAGCAUCCAGAGGAACCCAGAGAUGAUCAGAGGACUAAUUCUUACAGGACUACUGGUCCUGGUUUGGCACCAGAUGGAUGUACAAGCGCAUACGUUGAGCAGACACAGUUCUGCCACCAACAUGGCCAAGCUGAAGAGCUUGUUGCAGCAGUUUGAGGAGGCCCUGACCGCAGAAGAAGCUUCCGAGAGAGCCGUAGAUUAUGAAGACAGCAAAACCGUGCAGGAGCAGAGCCCCGCUUCCACAUUCUGGGACAGAGACAGAGAGGAAGAAGCACCUCCAGCGGAGGACACCAACCCCCCAGAUGGAUUUGAGACACAGAGAAAUCGCCUUAUAGAUCUUCUCAUGUCAACCCGGAGCAAAAGCCUGUCUGGCUGUUUUGGGGGAAGGCUGGAUCGCAUAGGGUCAUCCAGCUCCCUUGGGUGCAACUCUAAAAAAGGUUAGCUAAGAUGAGUGAAUUCAGUGACGUUAAAAUUACAAUAUAUUUUUAUGGUAUAUAAAUUAUUUUACAUGUGGAUAGUUGUCCAUGAACUUUUUUUCAUUCAAAAUUAGGAUUUUAGAUUAAAAUUUGCAUAUAUUUAAAAAGGGGAAAGUACAUCUAAAUCUAAGGUCCUGUAACUGUCACUUAUCAACUUAGAUAAUUAAUGUGGUUCAGAUAAUAUAAUAUUUUGAGUUUCUGAUGAUUGAACCAAUUGCCUUCAUUGUAUUAACUCAAAUUUUUAAUUUCAAUGAACUUAAAAUUUUAAGGCAACCAGGUAACUUACUUUUUUAAGUUAAACCAACAAUUCUUUUUUAAAGUGUUACUCGUAAUUUUCUAGCCAGGACAUUUUCUGUUGUUUAUGCACAUUUCCUUUAACCCUAAAGCACAACACAACACAAUGCAAUGGGCAAUCCAAAUAUGGGUAACACUUGUGAAAAAUUAAAACGGAAAAGUUCAUAUUAACACAGUGACCUGACCUUUCUUAGAGUGCAGUCUCUCAUAUAAAUAUGAGCUCAUAAAAACUGUAAUUAGUAAUUAUAGUUAACAUCUGUAGAAGGAGUAGAAAACAGGGAAAUGAAAGCAAAAUGUUACAAAAUGUAUGUUAAACUGAAACUGUGUGAAAAUUGUGUUUAAAUCUCGAGUUAUUUAAACAAGAAAACUAAUGUAAAAUGUGGAAAUUAAACCAACAAGACUUUGUUACAAAACACUUCCAUAUUUUGCAAUCCCUGUAUUGUCAUCUGCUUUAUAUUAUCUCAUGGUUCAUAUUUGUUUGAUAUAUUUAUUAUUAUGUACAAGUAGUUGAGUGCUAAUAGGAAUGUUGAAAUACAUACAGUAUAUGACAUAAUUAUGUGUAUUUACUUAAUCUGCAUUCAUUUAUGAGGUUUAUGAGAUUUUAAUACUCCCUGCUGGUGUUCAGUUCUGCUGGGCUUUAUCUAAGUAGCACUUCUGUUAUUCUUUUUGUGUGUCACACAUUUCUACAGCUGAAACUGUACUUAGAAAUAAAAUGUAAAACAAAUGACAAUUUUGUUUCAAGAACAGUAAGUUUGGAUGCCAGGUUUUGAGGUCUUUGAGGUGUAGUGUUGAAUGAUAAUAAAAUCCUUGAUUAAAA